GUGCUUUGUUGUAUCUUCGUUUCCAGCUCUUCUUCUUUCUCUCCAGGAACCAUGGUUGCAGAUGGUAUUCCGGGAGAGAGGAAGACGAUGGAGCCUGCGGAGAUCGCCCAAUUCGCUCGCAAUCUCUCGGUCAUGGUCCGCGUCCAAGGCCCUGAUCCCAAAGGGUUGAAGAUGAGGCGCAGGGCCUUUCACCUUCACCAGUACGAAUGGUCUGGAAGAACAACUCUUUCUGCUUCUGGGAUUCUACUACCGCCGGGUUCACUGGAUGAAACUCCUCCUAUCAUUGACCAUGUCUGUGAGAUUCACAAGCAUGCUGGAGCAGUGAUAGUCACUUGUGCUUCAGUUAUUGAGCCUUUUCUGAUAACUGAGCAGAGGAAUGAUCCUCGCCAGCUGUUCUCGCCCAAAUUGAUUCAUGAUGCUCACAUUGAUGUUCUUUUUGAGGGAGGUGAGAAAGGCGGAGAUGGAGUUGCUGGUCCUUGUUGGGUUCCAGUGAAGUUAUUGGCAGUGGUUGAUGUUCCAGCAUCUUCCGCUGCUCUUAGGUCAUUAAUUGGAGCUCAAAGUGGUUCACUUGGUAAUCCUUCAUGGGAGGUGGGCUGGUCCUUGGCUCCUGUAAUAGAUGACCUCAAUUCUGAGGCUUCUAAAAGACAGGUGGGAAAUGAUAUUGGCUUUACCUUUGAGUCCCGCAGGAACUUUGCAUCUGAAGAUUCGAGUAAUUCCACUCAUAUGGCGCAACCAGCCAUGCGUAUUGCUUUCCUUGGAGUUUCAAGUUUAGAUGUUAAGGUUAUGCUAAAUGUAGAAGUAUCACAACCUCAAAAGAAUGGAGAUCUUCUUCUAGUAAUUGGUUCUCCUUUUGGAAUCCUGUCACCUUUUCAUUUUUUUAACAGUGUAUCUGUGGGCGCUGUUGCAAACUGCUGCUCUCAAGAUUCUCAUCAUUGCUCCUUGAUGAUGGCUGAUGUCCGAUGCCUUCCUGGGAUGGAAGGCGGUCCUGUCUUUGACAAGCAUGGCUGUCUUACUGGAAUCUUGAUGAGGCCUUUAAAACAAAAGGGUGGAAAUGCCGAAAUCCAGCUUGUUGUCACGUGGGAUGCCAUUGCAACUGUAUGGGGUGAAAGACCACAUAAGGAAUUUCAGAGGCCCAAUAGAAAUCUAAUAUACAAGGACAUGGGUAGUGUAUCUAGCAGUCCUGGAUCUCCUUCAAUGUCUCAGUUGUCACUGGAGAAGGCAUUGCCAUCCAUUGUUCUGGUGACAGUGGAUGGUGGAGCUUGGGCGUCUGGGGUGCUACUCAAUGAUCAAGGCCUCAUACUUACAAAUGCUCAUCUCUUGGAACCUUGGAGGUUUGACAAAACAUCCCUACUAGGUCAGAACAAAACUACUACAUCUUCCACAGAAUGCAAAAUAAAUCCUUUCAAGCUAGAAGGAAAUCACAGUCAAUGGAGAAAUAUGCUUCCAUCACAGUUAGAGAAUUCAAAUGCUAUGGUGGAUGAUGAGCGGACCGCAUCUUUAUUAAAUUUAAGCCGCAAAAGCUAUAAUAUAGCAGUUAGAUUAGAUGAUAAGAAGUGCCAAAUCUGGAGUAGUGCGAGAGUGGUCUAUGUUUCAAGGGGUCCUUUCGAUGUUGCCUUGUUGCAACUUGAAUCUCUUCCCUUUCAAUUAAGGGCUAUCACACCAGAGUUUGCACACCCAACUGCAGGCAUAAAUGUCCGUGUUAUAGGGCAUGGCCUUUUUGGGCCCCGAUCAGUUCUUGGUCCAUCUGUCUCCUCUGGAGUGCUAGCGAAUGUUGUUCGAUUACCUGCACCUCUCCACAAAUCUAAUUCAACCUCAGCGGAGAACAAGGAAAAUCUCGUACCAGUGAUGCUUCAAACAACAGCAGCUGUUCAUCCAGGAGCAAGUGGUGGUGCAGUGGUGAACUCAGAUGGACGUAUGAUUGGACUUGUAACGAGUAAUGCAAAGCAUGGUGGAGGAGCUAUCAUCCCAAAUAUGAAUUUCAGCAUAUCUAGUGCAGCUCUUAAACCUAUUUUUGAGUUUGCAGAAAAGCAGGAUAUGUCGAUUCUACAUGUCCUGGACAAACCUAAUGAACUGCUUACUGCAGUAUGGGCAUUGACACCUCCAUCGACUACAAGGCAACAGCCAUUCAUAGACAACAAGGAAGGAAGAGGCUCUCAGUUUGCCAGAUUUCUUUCUGAGAGACAAACCGACUUCGGCUCUCUCAAAAUAGGAGACAAUGUCAUAGAGAAGCCUAGUGAUUUAUUUCGCCGGAGUAAGAUGUGAAUGGCGUCAUGAGAGAACUUGUGACCAAAUAAACGUUGUUUGGCGAAAUCUUCGCUAAAUCUUAUGUAGGGUUUUAAUUAUAACACUCAACAAUUUCUUGUGUAGAAGAUGAUUGCCAUGCUUGGUGUUCGACAUCAAUUGUUGUAUUAUGACCACAGAUUAGUUUUAUAAGAUUAAAAUAGGUUACGCAUUACUGAACUUUGAGA
Dioscorea cayenensis subsp. rotundata (Guinea yam) is the source of this 2468-nucleotide messenger RNA. Its product is annotated as glyoxysomal processing protease, glyoxysomal. Gene Ontology annotation, biological process: protein processing. NCBI's taxonomy places the organism in Eukaryota, Viridiplantae, Streptophyta, Magnoliopsida, Dioscoreales, Dioscoreaceae. The coding region runs from base 52 to 2262 and encodes 736 amino acids. The record is from RefSeq and is a predicted model, not a curated record. The transcript is spliced from 14 exons. Gene Ontology annotation, cellular component: peroxisome. Gene Ontology annotation, molecular function: serine-type endopeptidase activity.